AGGCAUGAAGAGUGGUGCGGCGCCGGGGAGGGACUAUACAUGUGGACAAGGUUUGACUCAACUGUUGCGCUGGGCUGCUUCUGUCUCCUUCUUGGCUUGGGGUCUUUCAAGUCUACAGAUCCUCAAUUGUGGGGGGGAUAGAAACACAAGGACACCUGCAGCCAGACUGCUUUUGCUGCUGAGUGAGUGUGCACAGCUCGGGUAUAAAAGCUGAAGCCAGCACUUACUUUCCUGGACUGAAGUGAAGUUGUCAUAAUGUUAGGUAGCGGAAAGUCUCAGAGUUCCACCAGUCCCAGGGAGGAGAAGAGGAAAGGGGCUGAGAAGACGUCGGAUCCUCUGAGGAAGCUCGGGCUGCUGGACAAUGAGGAUGUGCGCGUGAUGAUGCAAGGCUCAAGCAUGGUGAAAGUUCGCUCCCAGAGGUGGCAAAAGAGCCGUAACCUGCGGCUGCUGGAGGACGGACUCACAGUGUGGUGUGAAUCCACCAAAAGCUCCCGCAAGGCCAAAGCUCAGCAGACAUUUGCAGUGACAGAAGUGGAGUGUGUUCGUGAAGGUUGUAAGUCCGAGGCGCUGAGGCCGCUAUCUGGGUCAGUGCCAGAGAACCGGUGCUUCACCGUGGUCUUCAGAGGAGCCAGGAAGAGCCUGGACCUGCUGUGCCCAUGUGAGGAUGAGGCUAAACGCUGGGUGCGUGGCCUCCGCACCUUGAAGGAGUGUGUGGCCAACAUGAGUCAGAAGGAGAAACUGGACCAUUGGAUUCGUAGCUACUUAAGGCGAGCAGAUCAGAAUCAGGAUGGCAAGAUGAGCUACGAUGAAGUCAAAAGGCUGCUGCAGAUGAUCAACAUCGACCUAAGUGAACAGUACGCUCGCUGUUUAUUCAAGAGGUGUGACCGGUCUGGUGAUGGGCGUCUAGAUCACAUAGAGAUCGAGGAGUUCUGCAGGGAGCUCUUGCGGCGGCCUGAGUUGGACGCCGUGUUCAGACACUAUUCGAGUAACGGCUGUGUGCUCUCCACUGCUGAGCUGCGUGACUUCCUGGGAGACCAAGGCGAAGAUGCUUCACUGCUUCAUGCUCAGAGUCUUAUACUCACCUAUGAGCUCAAUGACUGGGCUCAAAAGAACCAGUUUAUGACUCAGAAUGGUUUCACCAUGUACAUGCUGUCUCUGGAGAAUGAUGUGUUCAACCCUGACCAUGCCAGAGUCCACCAAGACAUGACCCGUCCUCUGGCUCACUACUUCAUUUCCUCAUCCCACAACACCUACCUUACCAAGGACCAAGUGACCAGCGCCAGCAGUACUGAGCCAUACAUCAGAGCUCUGAACCAGGGCUGCCGCUGUGUGGAGCUGGACUGUUGGGAUGGAGAUAAAGGAGAGCCUGUCAUAUACCACGGCCACACUCUCACUUCCAAAGUGCCCUUUAAGGAGGUCAUUGAAACCAUCGCCCAGUACGCCUUUAAGGCGUCCCCGUACCCUCUAAUCCUGUCCUUAGAGAAUCACUGUUCUGUGGAGCAGCAGGCUGUCAUGGCCAAACACCUCCGCACCAUUCUGGGCAGCAAGCUGCUCACCAAGCCUCUGAGUGACCAGCUGCUGAAGGAUCUGCCUUCUCCUGAGGAGCUAAAGUGCCGUAUUCUGGUAAAGGGAAAGAAACAUAUUCCUCACCUGGGCCAGCUAGGCAAGACUGGCAGCUCUGCCAGCUUCUCUUCAAGCUCAGAUGACGAACUAGCUAGCAGCAACAAGAACACACCCAAGAGAGAUCCUGCAAAGGUCAGUUCAAAACUCAGCCCGGAGCUAUCAGAGCUGGUGGUGUACUGCAGGAGCGUCCCCUUCCAAGGAUUUGAAAAUAUGUCUGAAAAGCCACCGAAUGAAAUGUCCUCUUUCUCAGAAAGUGACGCCCUCAGGCUCAUCAAAGACUCGGGAAAGCUUUUUGCAAGACACAACAGCAAGCAGCUGAGCCGGAUCUACCCCUCCGGCCAGCGCCUCCAAUCAUCCAACUAUGAUCCUCAGGAAAUGUGGAAUGGUGGCUGCCAGAUGGUCGCUCUGAACUUCCAAACCCCUGGGGAGCAGAUGGACCUGAACCAGGGUCGCUUCCUCCCUAAUGGCCGCUGUGGAUACGUUCUCAAACCCAGCUUCCUGUGCAGCUCCACAACCAACUUUAACCCAGAGAACACAGGAGGAGGACCGGGUCAUGUGCCCACACAGCUGACGAUACGAAUCAUAUCCGCACAGCAGCUGCCAAAAAUCAACACAGAGAAGGCAAGCUCCAUUGUGGAUCCACAAGUAUGGGUAGAAAUUCAUGGAGUUGCUAUUGAUAAUGCAAGAGACAAAACCCAUCGCAUUGACAACAAUGGCUUCAACCCACGCUGGGAUUGCACUUUGAGCUUCCAGCUGCAGGUGCCUGAGCUGGCUCUUGUACGGUUUGUAGUGGAGGACCAUGAUCACACUGCCAAAAAUGACUUUGUGGGACAGUUCACUUUGCCUUUUACAAGCCUACGGACAGGUUAUCGUCAUGUUCACUUACUGAAAGCAGAUGGUUCCAGUCUUUCCCCUGCCACACUCUUCAUUCAUGUCAAAGUAGCCCGCAAAGGAGUUCCCAUCAAAACUGUUUCUGAGCGUAUGGCCAUUGCCAAAGGCAAAGCAUGACAUGCAUCUAAACUGAGUGGCAAGCUGUUUCUUGACAACAAAAGGCUAUGGAAAAGGAACUCUGAAUGCAAGUAGAGAGGCUGCUGCUGUCAGCCAGUUUCCCAGUCCAGACCUCAAGUGGUCCAAUUUACACAGCCUCUUCCAAAUGCAGGAAGAAAGAUGUUGCUUAUCAAAGAUGAAGUAUGUUAGCUCUCAGCAAAUGAAUUGCCUCAGGUUGGAAAAUGAAUCCAUGAUGCACUGCAGGAGUAUCUGGUCUUGCCAGUGCUGGUAGUUCUGGAAACUGGGGCACUAAAGCACGUGUAGUUCAGGAAUGGCAGUGACUCAGAGGGCCUCUCUGAAUUAUCUUAAUUGAUAGUAUUAACUCUCAUAUUUAAAGGUUAUCUCUAUAUCUGUUGAGCAGACGGUGAAAGUGUGUCAUUUCAUCCUUUUUUAUUUUUGAUCUAAGAGGAAUGUUAACAGUUUUUUACUGACGUUUUUGGUUGUACCUUGAUAAUGAUGCAAUUAGUUGAACAACUAAUAACUGACUGAACUUGUUACACUAAUGCUAUAAGUAGGAAAUAAUAUUGACUGUAAAGUGUUUUAAGUGAUACUGUUCAACAAGGCCAUAGUUUGGCAGAAAAUGUGGUAAAAUGAUUACCACAGUUUGUAUUGUCCACAAACAUUGAACAAAUGAGUGUUUAUUCAGUCAGUCUUACUUGAUACCCUGCUCUAGCUUUGGCACUUUUUACAUAUGAAACAGAAGGCAGUAUAUUUCCACAACUUGAAUGAACUUGAAAUAUGAAGAGCAUUAUUUUGUCAGAUGGUUUACUUACCCGCUUUAACAAUACAAUGAUGUAUUUACUUAAGCAGUUGUAUAUGUGAUAAUACUAUCAGUGUUUUCGGCUAACAAGAAUAUUUAUUUAUGUUGCCAAUCUUUGUACAACAUAUAACCUACAAUUAUCCU
Messenger RNA from Sphaeramia orbicularis (orbiculate cardinalfish), 3574 nucleotides. RefSeq names its product phospholipase C, delta 3a (gene plcd3a). Gene Ontology annotation, molecular function: calcium ion binding; phosphatidylinositol-4,5-bisphosphate phospholipase C activity. The coding region runs from base 256 to 2631 and encodes 791 amino acids. NCBI's taxonomy places the organism in Eukaryota, Metazoa, Chordata, Actinopteri, Kurtiformes, Apogonidae. The record is from RefSeq and is a predicted model, not a curated record. Gene Ontology annotation, biological process: lipid metabolic process; intracellular signal transduction. Gene Ontology annotation, cellular component: plasma membrane. The transcript is spliced from 15 exons.